ACAGUAUUAAGUAUAUUAAUGACAUUAAAUUCAUAAUUUUUUUAAAACAAAGCAACAUACAGCUAAAAAUGUUUGAUAAGUAGUGGAAAUGAAUGGGGCUCUAUGGGUUGUUUGGAACUAUACAGAGCUCCACAACCCGGAAGCUGCGCAGAAAAAAUGUCCCGCCCCCUUUCCAACGGUUCCCUAUGGGAGUGUCGCCACUCUGUUCUCUCUACCGCUCUGAUCAUACCGUUUCGAGCUCUCUCUCAGUUUACUUCAGUUUUGUUCCACGAACUCAUCUGAUCAUCAAAAUGAGUGGACGCGGGAAGACCGGUGGUAAGACUAGAGCUAAAGCCAAGACUCGCUCAUCCCGUGCCGGCCUUCAGUUCCCCGUGGGUCGUGUUCACAGACACCUACGUAAGGGCAAUUACGCCCACCGUGUGGGAGCUGGUGCUCCUGUCUACUUGGCUGCCGUGCUGGAGUAUCUGACCGCUGAGAUCCUCGAGUUGGCUGGUAACGCCGCCAGAGAUAACAAGAAGUCUCGUAUCAUCCCUCGUCAUCUGCAGUUGGCCGUGCGUAACGACGAGGAGUUGAACAGACUGCUUGGAGGUGUAACUAUCGCUCAGGGCGGUGUGCUGCCUAACAUCCAGGCUGUUCUGUUACCCAAGAAGACCGAGAAAGCAGCCAAGGCCAAGGUGAAAUUGAAGACCAAAAUGAGUGGACGAGGGAAGACCGGUGGUAAGGCUAGAGCUAAGGCCAAGACUCGUUCAUCUCGUGCCGGCCUUCAGUUCCCCGUGGGCCGUGUUCACAGACUGCUACGUAAGGGUAAUUACGCCCACCGUGUGGGAGCUGGAGCUCCUGUCUACUUGGCUGCCGUGCUGGAGUAUCUGACCGCUGAGAUCCUCGAGUUGGCUGGUAACGCCGCCAGAGAUAACAAGAAGUCUCGUAUCAUCCCUCGUCAUCUGCAGUUGGCCGUGCGUAACGACGAGGAGCUGAACAGACUGCUUGGAGGUGUAACCAUCGCUCAGGGCGGUGUGCUGCCUAACAUCCAGGCUGUUCUGUUACCCAAGAAGACCGAGAAACCAUCCAAGGCCAAGUAA
Messenger RNA from Trichomycterus rosablanca, 1079 nucleotides. RefSeq lists its product as uncharacterized. NCBI's taxonomy places the organism in Eukaryota, Metazoa, Chordata, Actinopteri, Siluriformes, Trichomycteridae. Gene Ontology annotation, biological process: heterochromatin formation. The record is from RefSeq and is a predicted model, not a curated record. Gene Ontology annotation, cellular component: chromatin; nucleosome. The coding region runs from base 93 to 1079 and encodes 328 amino acids. The transcript is spliced from 3 exons. Gene Ontology annotation, molecular function: DNA binding; protein heterodimerization activity; structural constituent of chromatin.